AUGCAAACGGCUGGAUCUGCAUCGAACGGGCAGACUAACCCCCUGUGGCUGCUGGCGGAGUUGACCUACCGCUGUCCGCUGCAAUGCCUUUAUUGCUCCAACCCCAUAGACUACGCCAAGUAUCAGAAUGAGCUGACCACCGAGGAAUGGAUGCGGGUGCUUCAGGAAGGCCGCGCCAUGGGCGCUACGCAACUCGGCUUCUCGGGCGGCGAGCCCCUGGUUCGCAAGGACCUCGUCGAGUUGGCUCGCGAAGCCCGACGGCUUGGCUAUUAUUCCAACCUGAUCACCUCCGGCAUCGGCAUGGACGAGCCGCGCAUCGCGGCUCUCAAGGAAGCCGGGCUGGACCAUAUCCAGUUGAGCUUCCAGGCCAAUACACCGGAAGUCAACGACUACAUCGGCGGUGCCAAGACCUUUGAGCGCAAGCUGGCCAUGGCGCGGUUGAUCAAACAUUACGAUUACCCGAUGGUGAUGAACGUCGUGCUGCAUCGGCAGAACAUCGAUCAGACCGAGGAAAUCCUGCAGAUGGCCGAGGAGUUGGAAGCCGAUUACGUCGAGUUGGCCAACACGCAGUAUUACGGUUGGGCGAAGGUCAACCGUUCUCAACUGUUGCCGACCCGCGAGCAGGUGGAGCGCGCCGAAGCCAUCGCCCACGACUACCAGGAACGCUUCAAGGGGCGCAUGAAGGUCUACUAUGUGGUGCCCGAUUACUUCGAGGACCGUCCCAAACCGUGCAUGGCCGGCUGGGGUUCCGUGUUCUUGAAUGUGGCGCCGGAUGGCAGUGCCCUGCCCUGCCACGCAGCCCAUCAACUGCCGGGCCUGGACUUCCCCAACGUGCGCGACGCGAGCCUGCAUUGGAUCUGGCACGAAUCCCCAGCCUUCAAUGCCUUUCGGGGCGAGGACUGGAUGAAGGAGCCCUGUCGGACCUGCCCGGAACGCGCCAAGGACUUUGGCGGCUGCCGCUGCCAAGCCUACAUGCUGACGGGCGACGCGGCCAACGCGGACCCCGUUUGCAGCCUGUCGCCGCAGCACGACGUCGUGCUCAAUGCCAUCGACGAGGACCAGGUCGUUCCGCCUGCCGGUCAGCUUCCGAUGUUCCGCAGCAACAAGAAUUCGCGGCAGUUUGUCGAAUCUGGCGUUUAA
Molecule: messenger RNA, 1140 nt
Organism: Geodia barretti
Lineage: Eukaryota; Metazoa; Porifera; Demospongiae; Tetractinellida; Geodiidae
Source: the annotation of a GenBank genome assembly